AUGACUAGAAGUCAGUUUGUUGCUCAGAAGGAAGCUGCGGAGCAAGCACGGUUACUGAAUUGUGACUUUCAAACUACACAGACAAUUGUCUACAUUCGAGACUUCAAUGCGAAGGGCCAUGAAGUCGUUGCAGAAGGCGAUGCUGGUGUAAUGUUUAAAAGCAAAAAGGACCGAAAGAUGUUGAAUGGUGACAAUCACUCUUGCUUCUUAAUGAGAGCUUGUCCCAGUUAUGGUGUGAGGCUAGCAAUUUCUUCUAGGAAAAUGGCAAGUACUAAGGCAAAUGAAGCUCAGGAUAUAAUGAGUGAGAAAAACAUUCUAUCUAGAGAUAUUCCUAUUGGUAAGCAAGUUGCCAUUGCUUUAUGGAGAUUAGCUUCAGGUUUCAAGAGUCUUUGUGGCUUCCCGAAUUGCUAUGAUGCAAUUGACUGCACGCAUUUCAAAGUUGAGCUUCCUGGAAAUGCUUUUACAAGUGAUUAUUACAACAAGGACAAGGAUUACUCAAUUGUCAUGCAAGCAAUCGUGGAUAAUGAAGCAAGGUUCCUGGAAAUUCGAGUUGGAGAUCCUGCGAGUUACAAUGACAUAACCAUUUUGAGGAAGAGUUCAUUCUACAGAAGAGCUCAAUCAGGUGCAAAUGGAACUGAAUUGAGGGAAGCAUUUAACUUUUACUUGUUGUCUUUGAGGAUGGGUUUCGACUGUGACACCCACAUUUCCAGCCUGUGCAGCUUCAUGCCGCUCAAGGCACUGCACGGCGAGCUGCGCAGUCACCUUGCAGCACUCAAGAACGAGCUCAUCGAGCUCAUCAACAAGGAUUACAAAGAUUUCGUGAGCCUCAGCAUGCAGCUUGUGGAUGUGGAUGGUGCUGUGCUCCGGAUGUGCACGCCAUUGCAAGAGCUGCGAGGUAAGCUUGUCACCGUGCGCAAUGGUGUUGAUGGAGUGCUGCUCGUGCUCCAGGACGCGUUCAAGCAGAGAUCCGAGGCCUUUGCAUCGCAGGAGAUUCUCAAGUUGCUGCUCGACACCUCUCAUGUGGUUUCCAAGAUCGAGAAGCUCUUGCUGGAGCUCAAGGAAAAUAGAAUUUCCAAUGGAAAUCUAGUGAGUGGCAGUGAAGGAUCUCUGGAUCCGGUUCUCUACCAUUGUCUACGUGCUUAUGUGGCUAUUGACAACACUGCUGGAGCUGAAGAGGCUUUUCAUAUCAUAAUUGUGGCACCUUUUAUCUCCAGGCUUUUUCCUGGGAAUUCUUCCAAAGACUUGGUGGGUGGAGGAGCUGCAGACAAGCUGGAGGAAGACUAUAAACAGGCUGAGGUGCAUAUUACUCGAGAUUGUAAGUUCAUGUUGGAUAUCGUAGUGUCUGAAAACUCUGGACUUAAUGUGUUUGAUGUUCUUGGAAACUCCAUUCUUAAAGAAGUGCGCUCAGCAAUAGUGGCAGGCAAGCCUGGUGCACUUUCACCUGGGAAACCAGCAGAGUUUUUGGCAAAUUACAAGUCAAGCCUGAAGUUUCUAUCGGUAGUAGAAGCUUGGCUUAUUUUACCCUGCGGUGGUAGGCGGGGUGGUAGAAGGCCUGGACGUUGUCCAGAAGAUCGCAAGUACCAGGGUGGUCAAAGAUAA
Messenger RNA from Selaginella moellendorffii, 1599 nucleotides. RefSeq names its product conserved oligomeric Golgi complex subunit 2. Gene Ontology annotation, cellular component: COG complex; membrane. Gene Ontology annotation, biological process: Golgi organization; intra-Golgi vesicle-mediated transport; protein transport. Lineage: Eukaryota; Viridiplantae; Streptophyta; Lycopodiopsida; Selaginellales; Selaginellaceae. The transcript is spliced from 13 exons. Bases 1 to 1599 code for a protein of 532 amino acids. The record is from RefSeq and is a predicted model, not a curated record.